AUGUGUUCCACUGAAGUAGCUCUCACGACCAUUAAAGUCAAUGUGUUAGGAAAAUCAGGCACGAGAGAAGUACGAGCGCUUCUCGACUGCGGAUCACAAAAAUCAUACAUUUUGAAGUCUACGGUACAGGAAUUAGGACUAAUUCCCAUUGCCGAGGAAACUGUAGCUCACACGCUUUUUGGAGGGGUUAAAAUUGAACCGAACGUACAUAAAAAGUAUCGGAUCAAGCUACCCUCUCUCAAUCCUUAUAUGAGAAAAGAAAUGGAAUUUGUGUUUUUGGAUCAGGAAGCUAUAUGUAGAAAUAUAGCACGCGUACAUAAGGGCCCUAUUUUAAAAGAACUUAAGUGUAAAAGGAUAUGGCUUUCAGACAUAGGAACAGGUUGCCCGAAGAUAGAGAUGUUAAUCGGCAGUGACAUUUACGGUUCAUUUCUUACAGGGAAAGUAAAACAGUCCGACGGAGGUUUGGCUGCAAUUGACACUACAUUAGGAUGGACUGUUUGUGGUCGACUUAAGGAGCAUUCCGAACUACAAAGUAGUGGUAUAUCUACUCUGAAUGUAAGUCUGACGUUUCGGGACCUAAACGUAUCCGAUCUUUGGAACUUAGAGACAAUAGGAAUUUCAGAUUCCAGCAGUAAUUCUACAAAGAACGCGGAAGAAGAUAUUGCUUGGGAACAGUUUUUAGGCUCCUUAGGUAAAAAUGAAGAGGGGAGAUACUGUGUUGGUCUACCCUGGUUAGAACAUAACAUAGAUUUACCAUCCAACCGCGAUAUUGCGGAAAAAAGGCUUCUCAGCACAACACAAAGACUUAAAUCUUUGAAUAUAUUUGAAGAGUACGAUAAGGUUUUUAGAGAAUGGCUUGCUGAAGGCGUGAUAGAGGAAGUUCCGGUGUGCGAUCUUAAGUCUAAAGGACAUUAUCUGCCGCAUCAUCCUGUUAUUAAACCGGAUAGUCUUACCACCAAGGUACGGCCGGUAUUUGACGCAUCAUGUAAAUCUAAACGAGCACCUUCUCUUAAUGACUGUUUGGUAAAGGGACCGAAUUUGAUCGAAGAAAUACCUGCCUUAUUAUUAAGAUUCAGAGAGAAACGCAUAGGAGUUACGGCUGAUAUAAGACGCGCAUUCUUACAAAUUGAACUUAAAAAAGAGGAUAGAGAUUUUUUAAGAUUCCUUUGGUGGAAAAAGGAUGGUCUCAUAAAGGUGUAUCGUCACACAAGGGUAGUUUUUGGUGUUAGAUCCAGCCCGUAUCUUUUAGGUGCUGUCAUUUCUUUCCAUUUGUCUCGAGUGUCUGCGGAGCGAAAUCACGUAGCAGAAAAGCUUCGAAAUUCUUUUUAUGUCGAUAAUUGUGUCACGUCUCUUGACACAGAGGAAGAGUUGAAGGAUUUUAUGGAUAAAUCAAUUGACAUUUUGGCAGAAGCUAAGAUGGACCUACGGAUGUGGACAUUCGGUCCUAUAAACGACGUUAAUAAAAUUUCGAGGAAUGAUAAUUCGGAAUCUCUUUCUAAGAAUCAGAUUUCAGUCUUGGGUAUUCUAUGGGAUAGAACGGAUGAUAGCCUUUCUAUUCAUAUUAAGCCUGUGCGAAAUCUAGACAACCUGUCAAAAAGAGAGAUUUUGUCCAUUAACACAGGGGAUUUUCGAUCCGCUAGGGUUCUUAGCUCCUGUAUUAUUACCGGCUAA
This is a messenger RNA of Stegodyphus dumicola, 1671 nucleotides long. RefSeq lists its product as uncharacterized. The record is from RefSeq and is a predicted model, not a curated record. Lineage: Eukaryota; Metazoa; Arthropoda; Arachnida; Araneae; Eresidae.